AUGAAAAGUCAGGAGUACGGGCCAAUCUUAGGAAGAAAAAAUCAUAUGACUAUAAAGGACGAUGAAGAGGUCGAGCACUUCCGCACUGUUGUUUGUGAGCAGCUACGUGGUGAACUUAUGAAGGGAGAAAGAAAUCGACAAGAAAUUCUUAAGGAGCUGCAGGAGUACGCAUCACUUCUGGUCGUCGUACAAAAUAUGCAGAGGAACAAAGACGAUAAAAUUAGUAUUCGUACAUCGCUAGGACAUCAACUAUUUGUGAACGCAGAGGUUGACAAACGGGACACUGUUAUUGUGAAACUGGCCGCUGACCUAUUCGCAGAGCUCAAAUUAAACCGAGCCGAAAUAUUCAUUACACAGAAACUAGAGCACAGCACUCUCACGAGACUAAUGGUCGCAACUAACCACGUCAAGGAAUCUGCGGUUCGAUCUCUGAUUACCAUAGGAAGUCGUGGCAAAAAGAAGCCGACUUCAGUAGAUGCUAACGCUUUGCGCCUGCUAACAGCCCUAGCGAAUAUCCUUGCAUCGGAAACUUUGCUACGAGCCGCUCAGAGCGCUCGACGCGAUGGACGAAGCACAGUUGUAGCUGCGGAUUUCUUACGUGUUUUCCCUAGUAUUUUACUGGAUCUCUCCGUCUAA
Molecule: messenger RNA, 636 nt
Organism: Necator americanus (New World hookworm)
Lineage: Eukaryota; Metazoa; Nematoda; Chromadorea; Rhabditida; Ancylostomatidae
Exons: 5
Coding region: 1-636 (211 amino acids)
Biological process (GO): kinetochore assembly; DNA repair
Source: RefSeq, a predicted model, not a curated record